Molecule: messenger RNA, 2293 nt
Organism: Penicillium brasilianum
Lineage: Eukaryota; Fungi; Ascomycota; Eurotiomycetes; Eurotiales; Aspergillaceae
Source: the annotation of a GenBank genome assembly
CCCGUCUAUCAUCGGCCGACCAACCCAUCGGCCGUGGCCGUGUACGCGAGCCGAGAGUGGCGGACCGUCUGAUCGGUUUAGAUGGGGAACUUUUUUUUUUCUUUUCCCCCCGUCUGGGGAUCUGGGGAGCCGGGGUGUUGGGGGGUGCCGUGACCGCGAGGAUAUAAACUUCCUUCUCUUCCCUCCCCUCCUGCUCGUUUCCUUUCUCUCUCUCUCUCAUCAUCGUGAUCAUCCUCUCAACCAAUCCUCCUCGUUCGACUUGGGACUUUGACUUCAAUUUACUUGGAUCACCCUCUACCACCUACUUACUCCUUUUAUCACUACUCCAGUGAACAUCGCCGCAAUGCCUGGUGGUGCUGUUAUGUCCCCCGAGGGCAGCGUCGACGAGCGUCGCGUCGAGGCCCCGGUUACUAUCAAGACGUACCUGAUGUGCGCCUUUGCUGCCUUUGGUGGUAUCUUCUUCGGUUAUGAUUCUGGUUACAUCUCCGGUGUCCUUGGUAUGGACUUCUUUAUCUCUACUUUCGAGGACCUGGACCCAUCCCUGGCUACUACCAACCCCGACGCUUUCGUCGUUCCCUCCUGGAAGAAGUCUCUCAUCGUCUCUAUUCUCUCUGCUGGUACUUUCUUCGGUGCUCUGAUCGCCGGUGAUCUGGCUGACUGGUUCGGUCGUCGUACCACCGUCAUCGCUGGCUGCUUCGUCUUCAUCAUCGGUGUUGUCCUCCAGACUGCCUCCUCCAGCCUCGGUCUCCUCGUUGCUGGUCGUCUCAUUGCUGGAUUCGGUGUCGGAUUCGUUUCCGCCAUCAUCAUUCUGUACAUGUCCGAGAUUGCUCCCCGCAAGGUCCGCGGUGCUAUCGUCUCUGGCUACCAGUUCUGCAUCACCAUCGGUCUCAUGCUGGCCUCCUGCGUGGACUAUGCCACCGAGAACCGUACCGACUCUGGCUCCUACCGUAUCCCUAUUGGCCUGCAGAUGCUCUGGGCUCUCAUCCUCGCAACCGGUCUCUUCUUCCUGCCCGAGUCCCCCCGUUUCUUCAUCCGCAAGGGCAACAAGGAGGCCGCCCGUGAGGCUCUCUCCCGCAUCCGUGGCCAGGCUCCCGACUCCGAGUACAUCGAGCUCGAGCUGAACGAGAUCGAGGCCAACUACCAGUAUGAGAUGACCGUCAUCCCCGACUCUGGCUACUUCGACAGCUGGAUCAACUGCUUCCGCGGUAACAUCUUCCACCCCAACUCCAACGUCCGCCGUACCGUCCUCGGUACCUCCCUCCAGAUGAUGCAGCAGUGGACCGGUGUCAACUUCGUCUUCUACUUCGGCACCACCUUCUUCAAGCAGCUCGGCACAAUCCAGAGCCCCUUCCUGCUCAGCAUGAUCACCACCAUUGUCAACGUGCUCUCCACCCCCAUCUCCUUCUACGCCAUCGAGAAGGUCGGUCGUCGCCCCCUCCUCCUCUGGGGUGCUCUGGGCAUGGUCAUCUGCCAGUUCAUCGUCGCCAUCAUCGGUGUCACCGACGGCGAUAACCCGCAGGCCGUCUCCGCCAUGAUCGCCUUCAUCUGUAUCUACAUCUUCUUCUUCGCCAGCACCUGGGGUCCCGGUGCCUGGGUCGUCAUCGGCGAGAUCUUCCCUCUCCCCAUCCGUUCCCGCGGUGUCGCCCUCUCCACCGCCUCCAACUGGCUGUGGAACUGCAUCAUUGCCGUCAUCACCCCUUACAUGGUCGACGCGGACCAGGGUAACCUCGGCGCCAAGGUCUUCUUCAUCUGGGGCUCCCUGUGCACCUGCGCUUUCGUCUACACUUACUUCCUCAUCCCCGAGACCAAGGGUCUUACCCUCGAGCAGGUCGACAAGAUGAUGGAGGAGACUACCCCGCGUACCUCCGCUGGCUGGAAGCCCCACUCCACCUUCGCCGAGCAGAUGGGCGUCAACUACGACGAGAAGGUCGUUGGCGAGCCCCACGUCGCCCAGAUCGAGGUCUAAUCCUGCAAGACGUCUUAUCUCUGAGAUGAUGUCCAAGCUUAUGUCCUGCUUGUUCUUGUUUCCAUCACAAAAACUUACAAAAAAAGUGGAAUCAGCGGGCAACAAAAGCUUGGCCUGUCAUACCGUCUUGCCGUGGUGUUGGGGAUUGUUGAAAUCCGACAUCUCCACCCGCGCCCUUCUUACCUCUUUGCUUCGUGCAGGCUGGUCCGGUUGUUUAGCGAAUACCAGGGGUGUUUAUGCGUGUACGUGUUUAUGCCGCUAUUUUGUUACAGUUUAAUGUGGAUGUAUCUUUAUUAAUUGAAAUCUUUUUUUUCAAUCCUAUUGAAA